AUGAAGCCCUCUUUGGUGACUAGUCUCAUUGCAUUUGCAAAUGGAGCAUACGCCCAUGGAGGUGUUUAUUCGUACGAAAUUGAUGGUGUGCAUUAUGAUGGGUACAAAUGGUUCGACCCACCAGACAACCAAACUAAUCUCAUGCAACGUCGAUGGUACUACUGGCCCGUCCAAGAUCCGCUCUCAGAAAAUAUAACCUGCAAUUACAACGGCGCCGCAGUCCCUUCGGCUUUCCACGCCCCCGUCCACGCCGGCCACACCAUUACCGCAAACUGGUCCAACAACUACCCCUUCGACAAACCCGGCGAACCCUUCUACUGCGACCCCGCCAUGACGAACCGCACUUGUCCCGCCGGCUUCACCUGCGACUUCUCCUGUAUGUACCACCACUGGUACCACGGACACGGACCUCUAACAGCCUACCUUGCCCGUUGUCCCCCUUCCCCCAACGGCUGCUCUGACGCCAAUCCCUCCACCCUUUCGUGGUUCAAAAUCGCUGAAGAAGGCCUGCGGCCAAACCAUAGCAUCACUGACGCUGGAGCAUGGAUGCAAGGUGAUUUAGGGGCGACAGUGGACCAUGCAGCUCCAGGCUGGACUGUGCGAAUCCCCGCGAGGCUCCGGGCUGGGAAUUAUUUGAUUCGGCAUGAAAUCCUGAUGAUUGAGCUCGAUCCACCGCAAUUCUAUCCGGAGUGUGCACAGUUGGCGAUUGAGGGUGAUGGGGAUGCAGAGCCCGGACAGGAGUAUUUGGUCAAGUUUCCUGGGGCGUAUCAGUGGAGUGAUCCGGGGAUUAAGGUUAGUGGAACGUUGUACUAUCCCGAGGGUAGGGCUACAAGGAAUUAUACUGUGCCUGGGCCAAAGAUAUGGACAGGGGAAUUUUGAGAUAACGGUUAAAAAUGGGGGGAUGAACUGAGCGGGCGUGGAAAGAAACAAAGGAGAUCUGAAGAG
This is a messenger RNA of Lindgomyces ingoldianus, 945 nucleotides long. RefSeq names its product glycoside hydrolase. NCBI's taxonomy places the organism in Eukaryota, Fungi, Ascomycota, Dothideomycetes, Pleosporales, Lindgomycetaceae. Bases 1 to 879 code for a protein of 292 amino acids. The transcript has 4 exons. The record is from RefSeq and is a predicted model, not a curated record.